AUGGUAUUGGGGUUAAGCUCGAAGAGCCACCGAAGAGGAAGCUCCUCGUCGUCAUCAAUACAAGUAGAUUACUUAAUCCACAUUCACGACAUCAAACCAUGGCCACCUUCUCAAUCCCUUAGAUCACUCCGCUCCGUUGUAAUCCAAUGGGAGAACGGUGAACGCAACUCCGGGACAACAAACGCAGUCGCUCCAUCUCUCGGAUCAGUCAUUGGAGAAGGCAAAAUAGAAUUCAACCACUCCUUCAAGCUUCCCUUAACCUUGUUGAAAGAUGCCUCUGUUGCGUCUCGGAACAACAACAACAAGGGUGGUUUCUUGAAGAACGUUCUUGAGCUCAACUUGUACGAGCCACGCAGAGAGAAAACACAUCAGCUCUUGGCUACUGCAACGGUUGAUUUAGCGGAGUAUGGGGUUGUGAAAGAGAGUUUGAGUUUGACUGCUCCGAUGAAUAGUAAAAGAAGUUAUAGGAAUACUACUCAGCCUGUUUUGCACCUCACUGUUCAACCUGUAAUCCGUCGUGCCACGUCGUCUUCUUCUUCUAGUAGGAAGGAUGGUGAAUCUGUUUCUGCUUUGAUGAAUGAGGAAUAUGAUAAGGAAGCUGAGAUUGCUUCUAUUACUGACGAUGAUAUUUCUUCUCACUCUUCCUUGACGGUUUCUUCUUCAACUUUGGAGUCUAAUGGUGUGGCAAAUGAAGAGGAAGAACAUGAGAGGGUAAGCAAACAGGAGAAAUCAUCUGAGAGCAGACAAGGAGAAACUGGUGACAAGAUUCCCUCCUCAGUUGAUCUAUCUUCUGUGUUUAAUCUCCCUGUGGUGGACGUUCCUGAUUCUUUACCAAACGUGUCUGUGUCUGAGCUCGAGGACUGUGCUAAUGUGUCCAUAUUAACCGAUUCUAAGGAGAGCUCUAAGCUGGUAAGCGGCGAGACCAAGUCUAUGCCUUUACAAACCGAUGAUCACUCCUCCAUAAACGCCUCUGAAACUAGUCAAGAUUUGGUGAGUGAUAAGGAGGAAUUAGAGAGUAGAGUUGAGAAAUCAAGUAAGGUGAAGAAGUCUGUUAGGUCACCACUGGAUAUUUCACGGAGCAAUAGCCGGUUAAGUCUAUCCAGCGAGAGAAAAGAAGCUAAGGUGUUUCCACGCGACACCACUUUGGAGAACAAAGUAGUCAAGGAGGAGCUGGAAAGUAAAGUAAAGAAGCUUGAAGGUGAGCUAUGUGAGGCUGCAGCAAUUGAAGCAGCGCUCUACUCCGUGGUUGCAGAACAUGCAAGCUCAUCAGCUAAAGUCCAUGCACCUGCUAGACGUCUUUUGAGGUUGUAUAGACAAAACCAUCUUUCAAGAAGGGCUAAUACAGCUAAAAGUAUUGUCUCCGGGUUGGUUAUUGUCUCCAAAGCGUGCGGGAACGAUGUCCCUAGAUUGACAUUUUGGUUGUCAAACACUAUCAUUCUGAGGGCGAUUAUAAGUGAUAAUACUAGUUUAGAGGAGGAGGAACUGCCUGUUUCUGCUGGUCCUGGACCAAGGAGAAGUAAGACAGGAUCCGAGAAACGAUCAUCUUUGACGUGGAAAGAAUCUUCUCCACUAAGCAAAAAGAACAAUGGUGCAUGGGAUGACCCUAGAACAUUUAUAACAGCUCUUGAGAAAGUGGAAGCUUGGAUCUUCUCACGCGUUGUAGAAUCCAUAUGGUGGCAGACUUUGACACCGCGUAUGCAGUCGUCAGCAGCCAAUGAUGGUUCAGCCUCAACAAAGAAGAAAAACUUUGGUAGAACUCCGAGUACAGUGAACCAAGAACAAGGCGACUUCUCAUUAGAGCUUUGGAAAAAGGCUUUCAAAGAUGCACACGAGCGUUUAUGCCCUCUGCGAGCUAGUGGCCAUGAAUGUAGUUGUUUGCCUGUCCCUGCACGUCUGAUAAUGGAACAGUGCGUGGCAAGGCUAGAUGUGGCAAUGUUCAAUGCUAUACUUCGUGAUUCUGAUGAAAACUUCCCAACAGACCCUGUUUCUGAUCCCAUUGCAGACUCUAGAGUCUUGCCUAUUCCUUGUACUAUAACAAGUUUCGGUUCUGGUGCCCAGCUUAAAAACUCGAUAGGAAACUGGUCCUUGUGGCUCACUGAUUUAUUUGGAAUCGAUGAUGACGAAGAUGAAUCGUUCAAGACUUUUAUUCUCCUCAAAGCGUUAAGCGAUCUAAUGAUGCUUCCAAAAGAUAUGCUCCUCAACACUCGUGUUAGAAAAGAGGUUUGCCCAAUGUUUGGUGCACCGUUGAUCAAGAGAGUGUUGGAUAAUUUUGUCCCUGAUGAGUUUUGCCCUGACCCAGUUCCUGUUGCUGUUCUCCAAGCUCUUGAAUCAGAGGAGGAGGAUGGAGAAGAGAAGGCUAUGAUCACAAGCUAUCCAUGUACGGCACCUCCUACAGUGUACUCUCCACCUUCAGGGACUUCAAUAUCUACUAUCAUUGGAGACUUUGGACAGCCUCAAACGCCUAAGCUAUGCAGAAUCAGGUCUUCGGUUACAAGAAAAGCUUACACAAGCGACGACGAGCUUGAUGAGCUGAGUUCACCCUUGGCUCUUGUUCUUCUUCAACUGGCGGAUGAUUCUAUCAAGCUCAAUAAUAAUGGCGGUGCUGAUGAGACAAUCAGGUAUCAACUUCUCAGGGAGUGUUGGACCAACGGUGGGGAAUGA
Eruca vesicaria subsp. sativa (arugula) is the source of this 2661-nucleotide messenger RNA. The record is from the annotation of a GenBank genome assembly. NCBI's taxonomy places the organism in Eukaryota, Viridiplantae, Streptophyta, Magnoliopsida, Brassicales, Brassicaceae.